Messenger RNA from Capsicum annuum, 1010 nucleotides. RefSeq names its product calvin cycle protein CP12-3, chloroplastic. The record is from RefSeq and is a predicted model, not a curated record. Gene Ontology annotation, cellular component: chloroplast. The coding region runs from base 516 to 881 and encodes 121 amino acids. Gene Ontology annotation, biological process: negative regulation of reductive pentose-phosphate cycle. The transcript has a single exon. Lineage: Eukaryota; Viridiplantae; Streptophyta; Magnoliopsida; Solanales; Solanaceae.
AAAAAUUUAAUAAUUUUCAUCUCUUGUGAAAUUUUCAUAUUUAAGAAAAAAAAUAUAAUUUAAAGACCCAAAUUGCAUAUUAAAACAAAACUCCAACUUCAUAUCUAAUAAUUUAAUACCAAAUAAUUUCAGAUGACAGCUACAAUCUUACAUCAAAUAAUUUUUCCAUAUGCACGUCUAAACGGGUGAUUAAAAAGUCCGCUGGAAAGUGAAACAAGAGGAGAAAAAACGCCAAAGGUGGAAGAACAGUUCCCGUGGGCCCCAAACUAAAGUGGGAACCUUAUCCCCAGACACAGAAAUACCCCACGACGUCGUUUCAUGCUAGCUGAGAGCUGUAGUAAAUGAUGCUAUUUCGUGCCCUGAAGAAAUAAUGGUGAUUGAGAUAUGACAUUGUCCUAAUAUUCACAAGAAACCCGCACAUUUUUACUUUUUCAUCGGAUAGAUAGAUCCACAGCACCUCUUAAAUUUGAUCCCCCACCCCCCCAAAAAAAAAAAAAAACCUGUUCAUUGUUGUGAUGGCUGCUGUGAACUUGAAGGUGGUACCAUUCCCAAUUGAAGUUCCCAGUACGAUGAGGAAAGGAGUGCAGAAGGUGAGGACGAUGAGUAACAGCGGAUCGGCAGGAGGAGUACCGAAGUAUAAGGGGACGCAGAUGAGGGAGAAGCAGCUGACGGAAAUGAUAGAGAAGAAAGUGAAGGAAGCUAAAGAGGUUUGCGGGGAAGACGCAAGGUCUGCAGAGUGCAAGGUGGCGUGGGAUGAGGUGGAAGAAGUUAGCCAGGCUAAGGCUCAUCUGCGCAUCAAGCUUCAGCUCAAUGAAGAUCCUCUUGAACCUUACUGUCAAGAUCACCCUGAGACUGAGGAGUGCCGCACCUAUGAAGAUUAAUUAAUUAAUUAAUUGUAAUAUGUUGAGUUGCUUUGUUGUACUCAAUUAUCGAUCUAUUGUAUUUCUCUCAUCUCCCGCUGCAAAAAGUUUACUGCUAAAUAAAUGGAAGGUCGAACCUUUCCCUGCUUA